CAGUCCUACAACUCCGUGAACCGUUGCCUUCUUAGUAUAGGCUCAGGAACUGGUCAGAACGACAGGCCACAGACCAAGUUCUCCAUUGGCAAGACUCAGCAAACUGCAAGCUGAGCCAUCGUAUCGCAUAAAUAUAAGCACAUAACCAUUGCUCCCACUCCCUUCCUCUACAGUCAUAGCCGGCAACAAAACUUGACAUUUUUUCGUCUUCUUUCUUUGCUCUUCUUCUCCUCUAACUUCUUUCAUUUCACACUACCCACUUUCUCUCAAGACCACCAAACCACAAGUACAAUGAAAUACUCUUUUGCAUUCCUCCUCUCCCUCGGGAUGGCCUCCGCCACCUCCACCACCCUCUCAACCAUCAAAAACCCUAAACCCACCAACUUUCCCACCACCUUGAGUAAACUGAUCGUGACCUCCGGUCCCGGCCGUAUUAGCUCCGUCGACUUCGACGGCUCCAAAUUCAGAAUAACCAACAAGAUCGCCACCGCCGGCACAAACCCCAGCUGGGCCCUCUUCAAGAAGCCCAACCACCUCUACACCGUCAAUGAGAACGGCAACACCAUCAGCCUCUUCAACUACGACCGCACCACCAACAAAUUCGAAAACGUCACCUCACACCCCCGCAGCACCGGCGUCGUGUACCUCGCCUUCACCAAAGACGAGUCGCGCAUGGUCGGCGCAAGCUUCACCAACGGCACGCUCGACGCGUGGGACACCAGCGCCGCAGAUGGCUCCAUCAAGCUCCUCAAAUCCAAAAAGUUCGACGACAAACUCGGCCCCAACACCCUCUACCAGACAGGCGUGCAGGCCCACCAAGCCGUCCUCGACCCCUCCGGCCGCUUCUUCGUCGUGCCCUUGCGCGGCGCCGACAUCCUCUCCGUCAUCGACUCCAAGGCCGACGCGUUCAACAGCGUAGCGAUAGUCCCCGUCGAGCCUGCCGGCUGUGGGCCGCGCCAUGGCGCGUUUAUCAAGGCCUGCGAGGGGGAUAAAGCGACGCACUACGUGUUUGUGUGCGAGCUGAAGAACGUGAUUCAGCUGUACAGCGUCAAGUAUACGGAUGCGGCGCUGGAGCUCACGCAUGUUCAGACGGAGAGCACGUUCGGCAAGGAUAUGCCAGCGAAGAACCCGACCGACACGACCGCGGACGCGACGAAGACCUUUGCGGCGGCAGGCGAGUGUAUCGUUGCGAGCAACCAGCGGGAUAUUUAUGUGUCGAAUCGGCUGACCGGGAAUGAGGCGGAUAGUAUUGUGCAUUUCACGUUGGCGCGUGAUGAGCAGAAGGGAACGGCGAGCUUGACGUUUGGGGAGUCGGUUAGUAGUUUCGGGAUUUCGCCGCGGAUGUUUAGUUUGGCGUUGGGGAAGGAGGAUGUUCUCUUCUCUACGAAUCAGAACAACGGGACGGGGUUGUUGGCGUAUAAGAGGGAUGCGGAUGGGAAGUUGGCGGUGAUUGAGGAGUCGAAGGUUGAUAUCAAGGAGUUUAGGGACUCGGUGGCUGAGUUUGGGCCUGAGUUUGUGCAGCAGAUUUGAGGGAGGGUUUGUGUCUUGUGGUGGUCCUUUGAAUUUGCGUCUGCAUAGCGUUGGUACUUGUAUGAUUAGUUUCCCUUCUUCUUGUCUUCUUCAGACUACUUCAUUACUCCGUCCAGACUGUGUACACUUGCUUGACACCGCCUGAAGGGCCCUGGUCCAUUAUUAUGGACUGGAAAAUUGCACUUUCGACACACCCAGUAGCUAUCCAGGCCACCGCAGACGG
Molecule: messenger RNA, 1753 nt
Organism: Mytilinidion resinicola
Lineage: Eukaryota; Fungi; Ascomycota; Dothideomycetes; Mytilinidiales; Mytilinidiaceae
Product: putative isomerase YbhE
Exons: 1
Coding region: 292-1530 (412 amino acids)
Molecular function (GO): protein binding; 6-phosphogluconolactonase activity
Source: RefSeq, a predicted model, not a curated record